AUGCGACGUCUUGCUGGUGAUCACGCGGCUCUACACAAUAAUCCAUUACCACCGAAUUAUCUCUUCGACCCAACAUCAACAUCAGAUUCAGAUCUCACAGCACUAGAUAUUUUGCUAGCAGGACCACGCGCCACACCCUACGAAACUGGUGUCUUCAAACUUCAUCUAACGAUUCCUACUACAUAUCCUCAGGAACCUCCCAAAGCCUAUUUUCGAACAAAGAUCUUCCAUCCUAAUGUGGAUGAUGGCACUGGAGCUGUUUGUGUGGAAACACUGAAACGGGAUUGGGAUCAGAAGUUGACGUUGAGAGAUGUUUUGGUUACGAUAUGCUGUUUGUUGGUUCAGCCUAAUGCGAGCAGUGCUUUGAAUGCUGAGGCGGGUAUGUUUCUGGAGCAGGGAGACUGGAGUCAGUUCGAGAGGAGGGCGAGGAUGAUGACGAGGCUGCAAGCAGGUGUGCCGAAACACCUUAAAGAGGCUGUCUUGGAGGCGCAAAGGAGAGGUGAAGAAAGGGAGGAUUUGGAGCGAAAGGACUCGGCGUUGAACAUGGCAGAGGCGACAAGGACGAGGAGGAGAGGGACGCCUUUGCCGAGGGAAAUGAUGGAGACUCCGACUGAGGGCGUGAGAAAGACGACCAGAGCUGGUACGCCGCCGCCUCCGCCUACUCGAGCACCAGCAACAUCGCAUCCGUUUGUGCGUCAGUCUGCGAGAGAUGAUGUGUUCGGUGCCGUCCGUCUGCCUAUGCCACACGCAACUCCUAUCAUGCCCAAUGACUCGUCCGAGCUUCUACCUACAAGUCAAGGCAAGAUAUCUUCAGUCAUGGCACCAGUUCCCCGACUAUCACCAAGACGACAAGGACCUCCAGCCCCAACGCAUGACUUCUCUAUGACAGACUCAGAAGCCGAAUACCCACCUUCACCGAAANAGAGUCCUCAAAAGCAAGCUCGAGAUACCAGCAAUGCCAGCAUAGAAUAUCCGCCCUCACCACGAAAGAGUCCUCAGAAGAAAGACUUCGACACUCUCUUCAAACAGCCAUCUAGGCCUGAACCCAGCAGAGCAGAGAGUAGCCGUACAGGCGCAGCGAGACGUCUCCAAUUCAAUGCAGCACAAUCUCAGACCACACCCAGCAUUCUCGAUUCCUCAUCUUUACUGGAAUCCAAUGUAACCUUUGAGCUUGCAAACGACACCGAACCAGACACUUCCGAAAUCGAAGCCUCGUUCGAACUCCCAAAACGCAGAUCUGCUAUCACUGCAAACAGAAAACUGGCACAAGCCACACAAGCAGCACGCACUCUACGACGAAAACCAAAGAUGGCAAUCCCAGAAACAUCAACACCCAUCUCCAUCCCUAUGCCCGUACCUCGAUUGGCCAAGUCUCGCAAAGCAUCGCCAGUGACAAGGAAGACUACCCCACAGCGACCAAUAUCUCCGCCAAGUUCCUCUUUUGUUGCUUUGCCAUCUGCAGAGANNAGGGAAGACAGAAGUGCGGUUGUUGCACCAGUACAAGCUUUGCAGGAUAAGAUUCGCAAAACUGACUCGCAGGUGCGGAAUGAUAAGUUGGGGAAAAAGCUUUGGAGGCUUUGUGGUGGGGAUGUGGGAAGGUGGAAUCGAGGAGACUUUGGAGGCUUCUUUGAGGUCAAGGGAGCGAGAUGGUGA
Molecule: messenger RNA, 1653 nt
Organism: Aureobasidium musti
Lineage: Eukaryota; Fungi; Ascomycota; Dothideomycetes; Dothideales; Saccotheciaceae
Source: the annotation of a GenBank genome assembly